GCAUACCCCAACCCCUCCAUGUUCCAUUUAACUUAAACAACUUCCCUAAUACAUGUUCUCCACACAUAUCCCUAAAACCCUCAAAAAGAAAAGGCUCCAACCCCUUACAUUUUUUCUAUAAAAUCCUUCACAUUUUAUCUUACCAUAAGAUAAGUCCAUUUGAAUUCCUUUAUUAAUCCAAGAAAACAAGAAUAUGUGUUCUUACAAGUUCAAGAAACAAGGAGGAGUUGUUGAUAUUUCAUCACAAUCAAUCUCUCAUAUCAAUGGUCGUCCUGUUCUUCAACCCUAUAACAAUUCCCACAAAAAAAAUAAUUCAUGUAAUGUCAAGAUUUCACCUUCUCCCAAAAUCAAGAAAGUUAAUGUGUUGGAUACAAAUACAAGUAAUGAGAAAAGUAUGACACCCAAAAUCACAAAAUCAAGUCCUCCUAUUUCACCUAAAAUCAAGCCAACUAUCAAGAAAGUGAAGAUUGAUUCUAAAAACACAAUCUUGCACAAAGAUUCAUCUUUUAUGAUUGUUGAAGUUGCUGGAAGUAUAGCAGCAGCAAGAAGGGAACAAGUUGCCAAUAGGCAAGUCCAGAGGAAACAGAGAAUUGCACAUUAUGGAAGAACUAAUUCACCCAAAUUACUCUCUGCUGCUGUGGAUUCAACUUCUAGAGAAGCCAAAAGAUGCAGCUUUAUCACACCUAAUUCUGACCCUAUGUAUAUUGCAUACCAUGAUGAAGAAUGGGGAGUUCCUGUCCAUGAUGAUAAUCUGUUAUUUGAGUUGUUGGUGUUAACUGUGGCUCAAGUUGGAUCAGACUGGACUUCAGUCUUAAAGAGAAGGCAAGAUUUCAGGGAUGCAUUUUCAGGAUUUGAUGCAGAAGUUGUUGCAAAGUACAAUGAAAAGAAGAUAAAUUCAACAAGCAUUGAAUAUGGAAUUGAGUUGAGCCAAGUUAGAGGGGUUGUUGACAACUCUAAAAGAAUUUUAGAGAUGAAGAAACAAUUUGGGUCAUUCGACAAGUACGUAUGGGGAUUUGUGAGCAACAAGCCCAUUAGAACACAAUACAAGGCUUGCAACAAAAUACCAGUAAAGACAUCAAAAUCAGAAACAAUGAGCAAAGAUAUGGUGAAAAAAGGGUUUAGAUAUGUUGGCCCAACAAUUAUACACUCUUUUAUGCAGGCAGUUGGGCUUACCAAUGACCACAUUAUCACUUGUCCAAGACAUGCCCAAUGUGCUACUCAAAAACCAAUUGCUAUGUGAAAACUUCACCUACUAACAUCAAAAAUUAAUAUAUUAUUGUUUAGUUAUACAAGACAUUGACUUAACUAGUAACCAAUAUAAGUUGUUAAGAUUGUAAUACAUAUAUAUAUAUAUAUACCCUUUUAGUUGUUUUUUUUUUUUGGUGGUUAAUUUAGAGGUAUGUGAAGAAGUAGGUGUUUUAUUUGUACAAUAUUUGGUUUUAGUUGAAAAAAAAAAAGAAGAGGAGAAGAUAUUGGAUGUAUGAUUUAGUUAUGUUUGAAUAUGUGAAUGAAAAUAAUUUGUUCCUUAAA
Molecule: messenger RNA, 1530 nt
Organism: Solanum pennellii
Lineage: Eukaryota; Viridiplantae; Streptophyta; Magnoliopsida; Solanales; Solanaceae
Product: DNA-3-methyladenine glycosylase 1-like
Exons: 5
Coding region: 194-1240 (348 amino acids)
Biological process (GO): base-excision repair
Molecular function (GO): DNA-3-methyladenine glycosylase activity
Source: RefSeq, a predicted model, not a curated record